Molecule: messenger RNA, 626 nt
Organism: Spirodela intermedia
Lineage: Eukaryota; Viridiplantae; Streptophyta; Magnoliopsida; Alismatales; Araceae
Source: the annotation of a GenBank genome assembly
AUGGCGGCGCUGUCAUGGAAGACGGUGGAGGUGGCGGUGCUGCUCCCCUUCUUCCUCCUGCUCUCGGUGAGCGCGCCUCUGAUGGACUCGCAGUCCUGCCUGCCCCCUCACCUCGUCCCGCAGGUGCUGUCCGAUCUCAGGCGCCGGUACGCCGCAGAGUUCGGCGACUACCUCAUCUCCGAGAGCCCCUCCUUCUUCCUCGGUCUCCUCUGGGUGGAGCUCCUCUUCGUCUGGCCGGUCUCCAUCGCCGCCGCCUACGCCAUCGUCACCGGCGGCCGCCGCUGGCUCCCCAAAGCCUGCCUGAUGGCCGGCGUCUCCGUCGCCACCUCCAUGGUGAGGACUCGGCUUGAAAAAACCCUAGGGGUUCGACGGCGUCUGCAAUCUUCCAGAAUCCGGCGACUUCUUUGAGCUUCUGACUGUUCCUGUUCCAGGCGGCGAUAAUGGCGGAGAUUGUGAACUCCGGCAGAGGUUCCACCAAGCUUCUGCAGAUGUAUGCGCCAUUCGCGGGGUUCGCCGUGGUGGCCAUCCUGCGAGGGAUCUUCCCAUCCUCUUCCUCCAGCGAGGCCGCCAUUGAUCCAGCCGCGAGGAAGACGAAGAAGAAGAAGACGAAGAGUGGGGAUCUAUGA